Messenger RNA from Setaria italica (foxtail millet), 1330 nucleotides. RefSeq names its product protein EXORDIUM. Bases 142 to 1131 code for a protein of 329 amino acids. The record is from RefSeq and is a predicted model, not a curated record. NCBI's taxonomy places the organism in Eukaryota, Viridiplantae, Streptophyta, Magnoliopsida, Poales, Poaceae. The transcript has a single exon.
UAUAAGCAGUUCUCUGCCUGGCUCUGCUCCCCACACUCCAAAACAUCACCUCUCCCAUUCCCAAACUGAGUCGCCGCCUCACCGAGCUAGAGAAUUAAAGAUUCUUCCAAGAUUCUAGCACCUCUCGAGAGCCUUCUCCCAAUGGCCAAGCACAGUGCGCUCCUCCUGCUACUGAUGGUGCUCGCCGUAACCAUGGGCGCCGCGCCAUCAGCGGCGUUCCUGGUCCAGCCACAGCCGAACCUCCUCACGUACCACAACGGCGCGGUGCUGAGCGGCGACAUCCCCGUAUCCAUCCUCUGGUACGGCCGCUUCACGCCGGCGCAGAAGGCCGUCGUCUCCGACUUCCUCCUCUCCCUCUCCGCCGCGCCCGCGCCGCGGGGGGCGCCGCCGUCCCCCGCCCCGUCCGUCGCCCAGUGGUGGAGCAGCAUCAACCGGCUCUACCUCUCCAAGGCGGCGGCCGUCAGCAAGAACGGCGCACACGGCGGCGCCGCCGUGGCCAGGAGCGCGCGGGUCGUCCUGUCGCGCCAGGUCUCCGACGAGGGGUGCUCGCUGGGGAAGAGCCUGAAGCUGUCCCAGCUCCCGGCGCUGGCAGCCAGGGCGCGUGGCCCUGCGAAGGCGUCCGGCGGCGGCGGCGGCGGCAUCGCGCUGGUGCUCACGGCGCGGGACGUGGCGGUGGAGGGCUUCUGCAUGAGCCGGUGCGGGCACCACGGGUCGGACCCGCGGUCCCGGGCGGCGUACGCGUGGGUGGGGAACCCCGCCGACCAGUGUCCGGGGCAGUGCGCGUGGCCGUUCCACCAGCCGGCGUACGGGCCCCAGGCGCCGCCGCUGGUGCCGCCCAGCGGGGACGCCGGCAUGGACGGCGUGGUGAUCAACGUGGCCACCGUGGUGGCCGGCGCGGUCACCAACCCGUUCGGGGACGGGUUCUACCAGGGCGACCGCGGCGCGCCGCUGGAGGCCGCCACGGCGUGCGCGGGGGUGUACGGCAGGGGCGCCUACCCCGGGUACGCCGGGGAGCUGCUCGUGGACAAGGCGACGGGCGCCAGCUACAACGCGCACGGCGCGAGGGGGAGGAAGUACCUGCUGCCGGCGCUGUUCGACCCCGACACGUCGGCGUGCUCCACGCUGGUGUAGCCGCCGUGGACCGGAUAGAGACGAAGUGACGUCGACGGAUAAAAAAGCUUUUAAAUGUUGUUGCUGGGUGUAAAUACUGUAGAGUAUGUACAGUGAGUAUCAUCGUACGUAACGUGCCGGGCAGUCCCAGUCUAAAUAAGGACGUGUAAAGUUUUGUUGUAUAUAUCGUGUAUUCGUGUGCCACAGUUCUUGCAUUGCA